AUGAAUUUCCGAAGGAGGGAUCGAAAACCGGAAGCUUCGGAACUGGCAGAUGAGAAGAAUAAUGAGCCCCAUAUACUUCGCCCGCGUCGUUCCGGUAGUAAAAUCUGGUCGUUCAAGUUGAUCAUUGGUUUCCUAGUGUACUUUCUUGUUAUUAUCCAUUACUUCGAGAGAGUAAGGGUGAAAAGCGCCAUGAACAAGUGUCAAUGGAGCAAUUGGGAGAAUUGGAGUGGAGAGAAAGCCAAAAAUGUGCCCCACAGAAUUGCCUUCAUCGCAGACCCUCAACUUGUGGACGACCAUACGUAUCCCAAGCUUCCUCGUUUUGUAGGGUACAUUCUAAGGCGGAUGAGCGACAAUUACCUCCACACCAACUACAAAUUCAUGCAGCACUACCUUGAUCCAGACACUGUCAUCUUUUUGGGUGAUUUGUAUGACGGAGGAAGAGAUUGGGAUGAUAAGAUGUGGUUGGACGAGUAUAAGCGUUUCAACUUGAUCUUCCCGAAGAAAGCUAACAGAAGAUCCAUACGGUCUCUACCGGGCAACCACGACAUUGGGUUUCAGAAUAUCAGCACAUACAACAUGCAUAGAUUUGCCGCAUACUUUGGUGAAGCCAAUGAUUACUACGAACUUGGCAAUCAUACAAUUGUGCAAUUGGACACCAUCUCCAUGUCACACGAAGAUCCUGCAGUUCACACUGAGUCUAGAGAAUUUUUGGCUUCUCUUGAUUCAAAGAUCAACCCUAGCAUGCCGAGGAUGGUGUUGACGCAUGUUCCCCUUUAUAGAGAUCCUCGUGUGGAAACGUGCGGGCCGGGGAGAGAGAGCUCUCGCCUUUUCCCCUUGCAGAGAGGAGUUCAGUACCAGACUGUCAUAGACUUCUCAUAUACCCUGAAAAUACUUUCGCAGUUAAGUCCUGAAAUUGUCUUCAGUGGAGACGAUCACGACUACUGUGACAUGCAUCACGUCGACUACACUGACAACUCCAAGAUUCUCGCACGAGAAAUUUCCGUUAAAACUGCCUCAAUGACGAACGGGAUCAAGUACCCUGCUGUCCAACUCUUGUCUUUGAAUAACCCUUACGAUCCAAAUCCCAAAUCUAAACUAGACUCAUCGGAUGACACCACAACAUACAAAACCAUGAUGUGCUACAUGCCAACUCCAUACACAGGCGCUAAAGUGUACGGAAUCAGUUACUUGGUUGCGGUGGCCAUCUUAGUCGCUUGCAUAGUGUACCCCGAGAGAAUAGAAAUAUACCUCGAUAAGUCUGCUGGAUCCCAACUGGUGCUACCAAGGUUUUUCCAGCAUUGCAUGGUUGAGCAUGACAAGAAUCAUACUUUCAGAAUGAGAUUGAAUGAACUCGGAUACCACUGUACAAUUCUACUCUGGUCUGUUUUAUGCAUUAUAUCGUUAUAUAAUAGAAAAUAG
Candidozyma auris is the source of this 1419-nucleotide messenger RNA. RefSeq names its product putative lipid phosphatase. The transcript has a single exon. Gene Ontology annotation, biological process: GPI anchor biosynthetic process. Gene Ontology annotation, cellular component: endoplasmic reticulum. Gene Ontology annotation, molecular function: hydrolase activity. The record is from RefSeq and is a predicted model, not a curated record. NCBI's taxonomy places the organism in Eukaryota, Fungi, Ascomycota, Pichiomycetes, Serinales, Metschnikowiaceae. Bases 1 to 1419 code for a protein of 472 amino acids.